CUUCCGUGAACGACCGCGUCUUCACGCGACGGGCACCAACCCAGUACCGAGACAGCUGAGAUCUCCCCGCUUCGGCUACCUCUGCGGCCAUUGCUCGCGCAGUCGCUUCCCGUCGCCAGCUGAAGAGAGACGCUCCGUUCCGGCUCUCCGAGGAAGGCGUUUUCAUAGAGACAUUGUGUUUGCGUGCUUCGAGUGUUGUUUGUCGGCGUGUGGGGCGCCCUGAGAUCCCACUGCGUGGUUAAGGUAAUUGCGAAAGGGGGAAACGAGUCACGCCGCCACACGGGCUACGUCACGCCUGAGACAGAGUCUUCUCGCCGGGUCCGUGCCCCCUAGACACGGUGGCGCCCACUAAAAGCUUCACGCUAUGAGUGGUUCGACUUGGUGGUGCAACUGAAGGAGGAAGGUCCCUGUGAAGUUGUGAUAGUCUUAUCUCCACUGAUAAAAAUAAUCAGUUUUCAGAAAUGUGUGUGAUUCGCACCUUUCAUGGAUCUGCAUGUGAUUUAUUUCAACAAAUAAGAUUAAUUCUCAUGAUUCACGGGAACAGGUGACACUGAUAUUCGCAAAACUAAGCUAAUGGAUGGAGAACAGAAAUCUCAGCAAAAUAAACAUGGGCAAGCAAGUGAUGCCAACACCACGAUCGAUGGGGUGCCGCCCAUGGGUCAGACAUACGUUAACAGCACCACAAACGAUACGAUUGUCUUCAGAGAGUUCAGAGAGCAAGAAGAAACUUUCAGAGAGCCCGCCCGUUUGCUGGAAGAUCCAGGGGACGCAGAGAAGGAUUACUACGAGUGGCAGAACGGCCUUGCAGUCAUAAUAAACAAUGAGAAGUUCCUGGGCCGACACCCAAUCCGAACGGGCACCAACUGUGACGAGCGCACGCUGACGCAAGCGCUGGAGAAGUUCAACUUCACUGUUAAGGUUGUCAACGAUGGCACAGUGAGAGAAAUCAAGGAUGCCUUACAAACAAUUGGUAAAGAAACCAGUUAUAAUUAUGGCUGUGUUGUGGUAGCAGUGAUGACUCAUGGAGAUUAUGGGGAUAAAUUGCUGGCAUACGAUGGUGAUUAUCAGAAGGAAGAUUUGUGGGAGAUGUUGAACGGUAUGAGCUGCCCACAUCUGUUGGGGAAACCCAAAAUCGUGAUAAUUCAGGCUUGCCGCGGGAAGAAACCAUCCGCACCAACACCGAGGCUCCAAACUGACAGUCGUAUGAUGACGGUCAGCGAAAUAACUCUGCCAGUGGAAGCUGACAUUCUGACUUCCUACAGCACUUACGAAGGUAAAGUUUCCUAUCGUGAUUCUCAGAGAGGAUCGUGGUACAUCCAAACGCUGUGUUCCGAGAUCAUCCGACACGGCGACAGACUCGACUUUGUCAACCUGCUCACACGGGUGAACCGAAGAGUGGCAAGGGAAGAGGCCACAAACACACGCAGCGGGGCCAUCGAGAAGCAGAUGCCGGUGGUGCAGUCCACGCUCACGAAGCUGCUGUACCUGGCGGGCACCAGGCCGGGACUCGAAGAGCAGACGCUGAUGUCCACGGUGCAGGCCAACUCCGAGAAGCUGGACGCGCUGCUCGACAUUACCGAGAGGCGCACUGCCCCCUCGGCCGCGUCCGUAAAGCCCGGCAUGAGGUGGAGUGGUCUGAGGUGUCAAACUGCGGAGGCGAUAAACAACCCUCCUCCGGAGGGCAGCGUCGUCUUGAAGGUUGCCAAGCUCCUUCAGAGGUUCCUGAAGGACGAAACCGUGCUGCCGCGACUGGGGCCCGACGUCUCGGACCACGGAUCGCUCCUGCUGAGCCACGUCUAUUACUGGGAGUACAUGGAACCUGGCGAACGCUGUGCCACGUACGAUGCACUCUCUCGGUUCAUCACCACGCACGCUACCGCAUGGCGACAGUACAGAGAUUUUGAUGAAUUCCAUUUGGAGGACAAAAACACUAAAAAGGCAAAAAGAAGUUCAAAUCUUGUAAGAAAAGAUCAACCAGAAAAACAACAGACAACAAGCAAGAAACUUCCAAUGAAAAAACCUCUUCAAAAAUAAUUUUUUUCUUUCCUUUUUUCCAUUUUUUUUAACUAUGCUGAGAAUUUUAAUAGUAGUACUUUCAAUGUUUCAAUACAAUUAAUUAAUUAUUGUGUAUAUUUUGCCAAUGUACACAGUCAAACAUCAUAAAUACAGUUACUGGUAACUGAUGUUAUAAUUUUGGUAAGCACUUGUACCUGAUGUAAAAACAAAAGGAGCUAUUUUAACGAAUAACAUUUGUAUGAAUUUAAAAUAGUGCAUAAUUGUAAUAUCCUACACACAAUUAUACCGGUUAACAAAUACAAGUGUAGCAGGGGAAAAAAAAACAUAGUUUUAUGUGUGACUGUACACAUACUGUAUAUAGAGCUAAUAAAUUCAUAAAAUAACUACCAA
Messenger RNA from Bacillus rossius redtenbacheri, 2406 nucleotides. Its product is annotated as caspase-6-like. Lineage: Eukaryota; Metazoa; Arthropoda; Insecta; Phasmatodea; Bacillidae. The record is from RefSeq and is a predicted model, not a curated record. Gene Ontology annotation, molecular function: cysteine-type endopeptidase activity. Bases 574 to 2034 code for a protein of 486 amino acids. Gene Ontology annotation, biological process: proteolysis. The transcript has 8 exons.